This is a messenger RNA of Didymodactylos carnosus, 620 nucleotides long. The record is from the annotation of a GenBank genome assembly. Lineage: Eukaryota; Metazoa; Rotifera; Eurotatoria; Philodinida; Philodinidae.
UAUGUUUGAUUGUGUGACAACGAGUCUUAUACUCUACAAACACCGGAAAUCUUAUCGUCAAAUGAAACUUUAAUAAGUUCAUUUGCAAAUGAAAUAUGUCAGAUUUAUUUAGAAAACUUCAUAAUAGGGCUAAACAAUAGUGACAAUAGUGAUCAGCAACAGUGGAAUAUAGUCGAUGUCGACCCUGUCUAUAAUGCCUGUGUAACUGAUGUGCAACUGAGUGGCAAUCUACAACUAAGUAGGGUUAUUCAUUCGGUUAAGAUACUAACAACUUAAUUAUGUACAGAAGUUGGCAAAUUUGUCUUGUUAUAGUGAUUCUGGUUUAUAUCAAUGAAUCCAAAUGUAAGUAGGAAGGAAUUUAAGAUAAAGUUUACAGCUAAAACGCAUUUCUUUUAGGCGAAGAAAUGAUGUAUCAAUGUGUCGUAUGGGGCGACCCACAUGUGACAAGAUUUCCAUCUAAUGAAACUGAAAGCCCAAGUGAAGUGUGGUGUCAAGAAGACGGUCUAUUAUGGUUGGUAAAAAAUAAAUACAUUUACGCAACAAAUUGGGUUAGCCAUUAUCCAUAUAUAGUUCUUGAUGUAAGUCAAAUCUCCGCAAAAAAUAGUGAACCCCUGGUCUAA